Molecule: messenger RNA, 1041 nt
Organism: Diabrotica balteata
Lineage: Eukaryota; Metazoa; Arthropoda; Insecta; Coleoptera; Chrysomelidae
Source: the annotation of a GenBank genome assembly
UUGACGUUGACGUUGAUAAAUAUAAAUAUUAAAAACUAAAAACCCAUUGCAAAAUAUUGAAGAAAAACAGAACAGUUAUAAAUCUAUUGUUGGAGAUUGCAUUCGCAAAUUGAAAUGGGUUGUGAUGGUGGUACCAUUCCAAGACGAGAUGAACUUGUUAAAGUUAAAAAGAAGCCCGAAGCUAAAGAUAAGAAUGCAGAACUAGCAUUUAAGUGGAGAUGUUGUUUUAUAACUCAAGAAGUUCUUCAAGAACCAAUUGUUGUUUGCCAUCUGGGAAAAUUGUACAGUAAAAUGUCUCUAAUUGAAGCCUUGCUUGAUAGAAGUUCAUUGCCAGAGUCCAUAAAAUACAUAAAGAGUUUAAAAGAUGUUAAAGAUCUUAAGUUGACCCCAAAUCCAGAAUUUUUAAAAGAUGAAGGCAAGAGGGAGGGUUCUUUGGAUAAUAGAGCUGCACCUUACAUUUGUCCAGUAUUAGGACUAGAAAUGAGUGGAAAGUUUAGAUUUGUAGCAGUUUGGUCCUGUGGAUGUGUAUUUUCAGAAAGAGCUUUAAAAGAAAUAGGUACAAAAAAUUGCCACAAAUGUACUAAACCAUUUGAAGAUGAUGAUAUUGUUAUAAUAAAUGGGAAUGAGGAAGAUCUAGAGCUAAUGCAUCAAAGAAUGGAGAAAAGACGCCAGAACAUGAAGAAAAAUAAAGAAAAGAAAAUAAAACAAGAACCAGAAGAAGUUGCAGGAAGUUCUUCUGAAACCAUAACUAGUGAAACAAAAAGCAUAAAAAGAAGUGCAGGAUCAUCAAAAAUAGAAGAUGCAAAAAAGAUGAAAACUGGAAUUGAUGUAUCACAUUCUAAAAUUGGAAAUAUGGUGUCAGUAGGAAAAGUGACCAAAGCUGAAGAAUUAAGAAAAAUGAAGCCAGAUUACAGUGUUGCUAAAGACAAACAAGUUUCUAAUGUAUAUAAAUCAUUGUUUACAAGUCACAAAUCAGAAAAGGAGCAAAACAGGGCUCACUGGGUUACCUAUAAUCCAUUUUAUAAUUAAGUAUAAUAUUAA